This is a messenger RNA of Penicillium paradoxum, 591 nucleotides long. RefSeq lists its product as uncharacterized. The coding region runs from base 1 to 591 and encodes 196 amino acids. The transcript is spliced from 3 exons. The record is from RefSeq and is a predicted model, not a curated record. NCBI's taxonomy places the organism in Eukaryota, Fungi, Ascomycota, Eurotiomycetes, Eurotiales, Aspergillaceae.
AUGCAUCUCCAAACCCUCCUCCUCUCCCUCACCCUAACCCUCACCAUCCAAACAACCGCAACACCACUCCCCCUCUCCCUCUUCACCCGCGAUGCCGCCCUAACAGAAUCCCAAAUCACAACCAUCUCCCCCAAAAUCCACCACCUGCGACGACGCCCCCGCCAAAGGCGAAUGCGCCACCGCCAAACAAGCCGCCGCGCCGCCAUAAUCAGUCUCAUGGCCUUCGAAAGCGGCGAUUUCAAAUACAACAAGAACCAUUUCCCCGGCGUUGCCGGACAAGGCACACGCAAUAUGCAAUCUCCUUCGUUUAAUAAGAAAUAUGCUUCUUCGCUGCCUGCGUUGGAGGACCAGCUUGCUGGUGUGAGCGACAGUCCUGCUGAUCUUCUUGAUCUGCUGCGCAGCGACGGGGCUAUUGAUUUCGGCUCGGGGGCUUGGUUCCUUACUACGCAGUGCUCGAAGGAGGUGCGUGCGGCGCUUGCUGAUGGAUCGGAGACUGGGUGGCAGCGGUAUAUCUCUGACUGUGUGGGGACUUCGGUUACUGAGGACCGGAAGGCGUAUUGGGAGAGGGCUGUUAAGGCGUUGGGGGUUUAG